Molecule: messenger RNA, 2781 nt
Organism: Closterium sp. NIES-65
Lineage: Eukaryota; Viridiplantae; Streptophyta; Zygnematophyceae; Desmidiales; Closteriaceae
Source: the annotation of a GenBank genome assembly
AUGCCUCAAAUCUCCAUUCUCUGCUUCCUCCCCUCCACCCCGGUUCUCAUCCCUCUUCCACCACUGCAUCAGCAGCAUGUGCACCUGCCGGCAUUAACAACUCCCAACCGUUCAGCAAGCAAGCUCCCAACCUCUCUCUCCCCCUCCUCUCCCUGCCACCCAUCCCCCAGGUUCUCCUCCCUCUUCCAAAACUGCAUGAACGGCAUAUCCACAGCUCCCUUUGGCGUCAACCCACACUUCCUGCCCUCGUCCUCGCUCUACCUCCCUGACGCCUACGUGGCGCUCAACGACUCGUUAACCAGCGCUGACGUGGACACCAUGCAGCCAAUCGCGACGCGGCCUGACGGCGUGCCAUAUGGCUUCCAAGUCGCCAAGGUGAGUGCCUCUUCUCACCAGCCUCUUCUCGCCAGCCUCUUCUCGCCAGCCUCUUCUCACCAGCCUCUUCUCACCAGCCUCUUCUCACCAGCCUCUUCUCGCCAGCCUCUUCUGGCCAACCUGGCAAGAGCGUGGUGCCAGGCGAACGAGAAGGCAAACGAGAGGGUAUUCCCGGUGAUAUUCGACAUCAAUCUGGACAACGAGGCGGCCACGCAGCGCCUGCAGUAUCUAGCGGACAGCUUCUUCAUCGACAACGCCACACAGUCCGUGUCCGUCGCCAUGCUCACCUACAACGAUGCUUUUUCCUUCUCUUGCAAUACCCCCUGUUACACCCUCCACCCACCCACCACAGGCGACUCCAGUCUGUUUGUGUACACCACCGUGAAACUCAACUUUGAGAUCGGCGGCAAGAUAGCAGUGACAUACAAUGUGGACCCGGUGGACGUGGAGCUCUACUCGUCCAGUGCCGACUGUGCAGCUGACUGUGAUGGUGCUAUCGGGGGCAAGAUAGCAGUGACGUACAAUAUCGGGGGCAAGAUCGCAGUCACGUACAACGUGGAUCCGGUAGACGUGGAGCUCUACUCGUCCAGUGCCGACUGGGUGCGCCUCACAGUGUCGGUGCUGUACGUGUGCGCGGUGGUGUGGAACCUCAUAGAGGAGCUCGUUGAGGCGUUUCAGUGCUGGCUGGAGACAAGCAGGAUCACAUCAUACUUCCGAACGCUGUGGAACUGGCUGGAUGUCCUCUCACUCACCAUCCAGUUCAUCGGCAUCAUCAUGUGGUUCAUCAUAUCAGUGCAGAUGGCCGGAGGCUUCCAGGUGCAGCCUCGCUACGACAUCUACGUCACGGGAGACUCGCCCUUUGUCUGGCGGGUGAGUGGAUGCGACACACUACAUGUGUUGCCUCAUCUGUAUGCAUACUCCUCUCCUUCCAUCCAGGUGCAGCCUCGCUACGACAUCUACGUCACAGGGGACUCGCCCUUCGUCUGGCGGCUGCAGUACCCCCCGGUGGGCUACAAGCAAGCGCAGGCAGUAUACGACUCCAUUCGCAACCUCGUGCAGUGGCGCUCCAUCCUCGUGUCGCUGCAGGGCAUCAACGUCUUCCUCUUCCUCCUCCGUCUGCUCAAGCUGAUGGACUUCCAGCCGCGCAUCGCCAUCCUCACGCGCACCAUGGCAGCAGCCUUCCCCGCCCUCGUGCACUUCUUCCUGCUCUGGGCCAUCAUGUUCAUCGGCUUCUCUCUCUACGCCUACGUCGUGUUCGGUCGAACACUGGAGCAGUUCCAGUUCAGCACAGUGGCGAUGUCGAUGGUCUCCUGCUUCCUCAUCCUGAUCAGCCACAGCAGCACCGGCUACUACUUCAUCCCUCCCUCCUCUUGUGUCCAAAAAACUCUCCCUCUUCCCCCCAUUCAUCCCUCUCUCUCCCCUUUCGCAUUCAGCACAGUGGCGAUGUCGAUGGUCUCCUGCUUCCUCAUCCUGAUCAACGACAACAGCACGGGCUACUACUUCAUACAGCUGGAGGGGUGGAACCUCACAGCAGCCAUCAUCUUCUGGGUCGCCUACAUCAGUGUCAUGGUCUUCGUCAUGCUCAACGUGCUCAUCGCUAUUGUGGUCGAUGCUUUCUUGGAAGUCAGGGUAAGCUUCCUCAACCACCCCAACCACAUCAUCGCAUCAUUCUGGGAAGUGCAGGUGCCUUCAGUCCGUUCACACGCCUCCUCCCUUGCCUUCCCCCCUGUGCCAACCGUCCCUUCUCCGUCCCUGCCCCUCUUCACUGCCAUUGCCCUCUCCCUCAUCCCUCCAUUCCUUGCACCCAGAAUUCCACUUACAAAUCUACAGAAGAUUCACCGGCAUUUCCAGUGGACAUGUGGUAUGUCAUGUGCAACGUGCUGCUGCGCCUCUCAACGGACUACUGGAUACUGGAAGCAAGCACUGAUUCCACCUCUCUCAUCCUCUCCCUUCCUCCCUUCCCCCCCCCCGCCACCCCUUUCUUGCAACCAGAAAUCUACGGAAGAAUCGCCAGCGUUCCCAGUGGACAUGUGGUAUGUGCUGCGCAACGUGCUGCUGCGCCUCUCAACGGACUACUGGAAGCCAGGACGGCUGCAGCAGCACCUGCUCAUGCUGGGCGCAGAGGAUGUUGACGUUACGCUCGAGGAUUCAGUAGUGGCCAAGUCAGCCGCAGCUCUCAAAGAAGGGUUCAAUCGAGUCAACAAAUGGUGGAGAGGCUUCGGGAGAAGCAAGUUGCGCGCGCGCAGGGUGCUGCGGGUCGGCAAGCGCUGCUUGAAUGCCGAUGCGCUGCUGGGGGUGCUGGAGCGCUGUGCUGCCAACAAACCUCCUGGGAGUGACUCCGUGCGCAGAGGCUUCAGCUUCAGGCGCCAGGUGAGGGGGCUUUGGGCGGGUCAAGGCACAGGGUGA